This is a messenger RNA of Zasmidium cellare ATCC 36951, 1002 nucleotides long. RefSeq lists its product as uncharacterized. The record is from RefSeq and is a predicted model, not a curated record. Lineage: Eukaryota; Fungi; Ascomycota; Dothideomycetes; Mycosphaerellales; Mycosphaerellaceae. The coding region runs from base 1 to 1002 and encodes 333 amino acids. The transcript has a single exon. Gene Ontology annotation, molecular function: oxidoreductase activity.
AUGCAAGCAGUCCGCAUCCACCCCAACCCAUCGAAACCCUGGGGUCCCGAGAACCCAGCUCCGUCCUCAGCGCUGCAUCUCGACAGCAACAUACCCAUCCCCAAGCCCUCCAAGCCCGGCGAUGUCCUGGUACGAGUCAAAGCUACGACGCUGGUCCGCGACACGCUCACCUGGCCCGAGAUGCUCGCAAAAGAAUAUCUCACACCUGGAAACGAUUUCGCCGGCGUGGUUGAAGCAGUCGUCGAUGAGAACUCUUCGGAAUUGAAGCCCGGUGACAAUGUAUUUGGUAUGAUCAAUGCAGAUCAUGGUGGAGCCUGGGCACAGUACGCUCUCGUCGAUGCUGAGAAAGGGGAGAUUGCGAGGAAGCCUCCUCAUGUUGGAUUCGAGGAAGCUGCAAGCGUGCCCUUGAGCGCUUUGACGGCGUGGCAGGCGUUGUUCCACAAAGGCGGAAUUGCAGCACCGUCCUCGAACGGGUCUGCAACAGCCAAAGGUACCAACGUCCUCAUCAUAGGUGCGUCUGGAAAUGUUGGCAUCUUUCUCGUGCAGUUGGCUGCAUUGGCUGGAUGCCAUGUCAUCGCUGCGAGCACAUCCAACGCAAGGAACGAGGACUUUCUCAAAAGUCUCGGAGCGAGCGAAGUGGUGGAGUAUAGCCAGCUCUGGGCCCGAAGUGCGGUCUACGACGUAGCCGUGGACACAGUGGGAGGAGAAGUACUUUCCAAGAUAUGGCCCCUCGCGGCCCCCAACGCAACACUAGUGUCAGUAGACUCUGCCAGCUAUGACUUCGUCAAAGAACUUCAGCCAACCUCCCGGCAGGACGUCAAGGCGAUCUGGUUCAUCGUGUGGUCGUCGCAAGAAGAUCUCACGCAGGUUGCCGCAUUUCUCGAAGCAGGUACAUUGAAAACGUUUGUGUCGGCAACGUAUCCCAUCGAGAAGGUACAAGAGGCGUAUGAAGUCGCCAGUGGGAGAUCAACCAAACGAGGGAAGAUUAUUUUGACUAUAUGA